AUGGUAUUUGCGGUAGUUAGCUACUGGCGUCGUCGUGUGGGAGAAGUUUGUCGCCGUUCCUCUUUUCCAUUUCGCCUAACGCAUUCGCCGUCUCUCACUUCUGAGUGUGGUGUUAUUGGUAGCAGUAGUGGUUGUAGUAGUAGUAUUAUUGUUGGUAGCAGCAGCAGCAGCAGAAGUAGUAGUAUAGGCAGCAACAGUUAUGUCUGUUCCAGACGCUUUUUCUGGAAUCCAUUUGCUCGUCGUGAUGGUAAUGGAAAAGGAACUGGUAAAGAUUCUGCAGUGGAUCAGUAUCAGCGUAUCAUGGAGAAAGCGCAGCGGGAUGCGACACUUCAUAAUGAACGGCUUUUAGAUGCUUGUUUAGAUCUGUUAUCUGUAUGUGGAACUGGAAGAGUGGUGAACACAUUGGAGAAGAAGGAAGAAGGUCAAGACUCCAAUUCCGAUGCCGCUAUGGAUAUUAUUGCAGCUGUGGUGGAAACAACCCUGCAUGAUUUUCGUAAAACCCCCUCUGAACAGUUUGAUCUUGUUUAUUCCGCUUUAUGUCUACCGUUUGUACGGGGAGAUCGUCAUGUGCAGCGGUGUUUAAUGGUGGUGUUGGAGGCAAUUCUACCGGAGGCACUUUUCCGUGUGUUUGAAAGCACAGACUUAAUUGUCAUGGACCCGCAGGACACUCUUCGGCGAGAGGCACUACUGCGACUCGUCCAUGCCCUUCUCGGUGCGGAGACGGAAGAUACGGAAACUGUUAAGAAAGAUAAUAAUAAUAAUAAUAAUAAUAAUAAUAAUAAUAAUAAUAAUAAUAAUAAUAGUGAUAGUGAGACUUUACAGAAGAAGGAGAAGGAACCUGCGGAGGUGCGACUGGUGGUGUAUGUGGCUGCCGUACGCGCUGCCUUUCCCGCACUGCAGAGUAGUCCUGCGUUUGCGGCUCUGGAGGCGGAUGCGAUUGGCAUUGCGAUGCGGGCCCGUUUGUAUCUUCUCGUUGGGCAGUUGUGUGCCUUGUUGGAUGUGGACGGGACGGGGACGGUGGCGCUGGCGGACCUGCGCGAGACGGCGGAGCGGGUGUUGGGGGAAAAUGGGGCCCGGGCGUUGCUGCAGGGGGCGCGGCCAGACGAGAAGGGAAGAAUACGGUACAGGCAACUCAUGGCUCUCAUCACCCGCCCACCGCCGACAAGAGCGGAGUAG
Messenger RNA from Trypanosoma theileri, 1176 nucleotides. RefSeq lists its product as uncharacterized. Lineage: Eukaryota; Euglenozoa; Kinetoplastea; Trypanosomatida; Trypanosomatidae. Bases 1 to 1176 code for a protein of 391 amino acids. The record is from RefSeq and is a predicted model, not a curated record. The transcript has a single exon.